UCGAGGGCUCAAGCACGACCACUGUGAAGAUGAAUUUCUUUGGCGCCUUCAUUGCGCUCGCCAUCUGUGCACUAUGCGGAUUAACCCAAGCGGAUAUAUCGCUCAAGUUGCGACAGCAACAGCAGCAACUGCAGCAGCAGCAACAACAGCCGCUGAUCACCAAGGAGCAAUACUACAAGACGGGCGGUGGCUUCCAGGAGAGCAACUACGGCAAUUCCGGCUAUCAGAUCUUUGAGGUGCACAACCAUUUCGCCGCCAAGGGACCCGCCUAUCUGCCGCCUCAGGGUCAGGCUGCAAGUGGUCAUGCCAACGAUGAUAGCUUGGACUUGAGCUUCCUCAACUUCCCCGAUGCGCCAGCUACAGCGCCAGUUGCCACUUCGGCCGCAGCUGCUCCUGCAGCAGCUCCUGCGUCGAUUCCUGUGCCCUUCCCUUCGAGCUACCAGCAUGAUUUCCAGCGCAAGGCUCCGGCUGCAUCCUCGGUGGGUUACAGUGGUCAGGCCUAUCUACCACCCACGGCUGCCGCACCCAUUAUCCAGCAGCAGCAGCAGCAGCAGCAGCAACAGCAGCAACAAGUGUUUCAGCAGCAGGAGUAUGUGCAGCAGCAGCAACAGCAAGUGGUUCCACAGCAGCAACAGCAAGUGGUGCAGCAGCAACAGGUGCAACAGCAGUACAGCCAACAGAACUACGAGGCACCAGCAUAUCUGCCACCCACCACCAGCGAGGCAGUUGCUCAGCCAGUGUCCAACUACCAGCUACCAACUACCAUCAGCUACCAGCAGCAGCAGAAGGUCUUCCAAGGACCAACAUAUCUGCCACCACAGCAGGAACAGCAGCAGCAGGUGCAGCAAGUUCAAGAGGUGCAACAGCAACAGCAGCAGCAGCAGCAAGUGCAGCAGAUUCAAUCCGUUCAGCAGCAGCAACAGCAGCAGAUUUCAGUGCAGGAACAGGGUCAGGAAUACCGUGCUCCUGGUUAUCUGCCACCUGGCUACGAGUUCUCCAAUCCCGAUCAGUUGCCCGUGUCGCUCAGCCAGAGUGUCGCCACCUCGCAGAGUGUGUCGUCCGUACAGAAUGUUGCCACCGCACAGAGCGUUGCAUCCGUGCAGCAGACUGUCGGCGAGUAUCGUGCUCCUGGCUAUCUGCCACCUGGCUACGAUGAACCACGUCCUCAGGCACCAACUCAGAUCACGUACCAGCAGCCACAGCAACAGCUGCAGCAGCAAGAGUUGCAGCAGCCACAGCAACAGUUGCAGCAGCAACAGGUGCAGCAGCAACCUCAGCAGCAGCAACAGGUGUAUGCUGCUCCUACACAGGCAACCAUUAGCAAUCCUGGUGCCCUUCCCGAUGGCUAUGAUUUCGUUAAGCCCGAAAAUGCCGAGGCCGCCAUUGCCGAGCUGCACAGCCUGCAGACUCAAACCAAACUGCUGAAGCAACAGCAGGAGCAGCAGCAGUUGCUGUUGCAACAGCAGCAGCAGCAACAGCUGCAGCAACAGCAGCAGCAGCAGCAACAGCUGCAGCAACAGCAGCAGCAGCAGCAGCAGCAGGUGCAACAGCAACAGCAACAGCAACAACAGAUCGUCGUGCAGUCUCAGUUGCAGGUUGCCCAGCAACAGCAAAACGCAGACAUCGUCUAUGGUCGCCCCAAGUCGCAGCAGCAACAAGCAUUGGCUCCUCAAAGCACACUUGCAACAUCUACUGCCGGCAGCUACCAGCAACAGUUUACGGCUCCUGCUUACCUGCCUCCAACUGCCACUGCCCCAGCUCCAUCGCCAGUUGCAGCUCCUGCUCCCGUUGCCAUUCCAGCUCCUGCUCCCCUGGCUGCUCCUGCUCCUGCUCCUGCUCCAGCUCCAGCUCCCGUUGCCGUUGUCCAGGCUACAGCCACUUCUAGUGCCUAUCAACAGCAAUACCGGGCUUCUGGCUAUCUGCCCCCAGCAGUGGCCGCUCCUGCUCCUGUUCGAGUUGCUGCUCCGGCUCCAGCUCCUGCUCCUGCUCCAGUGCAUGUUUCAGCUCCAGCUCCUCUGCGAGUUGCUGCUCCUGCUGCCGCUCCCGUUCGAGUUGUUGCUCCUGCUCCAGCUCCAGUGCGUGUUGCAGCACCCAUUCCAGCGCCCGCGCCCGCUCCUCGCGCUCCCAUUCACGUGAGUGGACCCGCUCCCAUUGCCAUUUCCCUGCCAGCUCCAGCGCCCACCCAGGUGACGCACAUCCACUCCCUAAGGAGCUACAUGAACACCGUACAGCCCUUCGCACGCUAUGCGCAGCCAGUCAGUCUACGCCAGCAGCAGCAGUAUCAUCAUGUCCAGCAGCAGCAGCAGCAGCAACAGGUCAUCGAGGUGGCGCCCAUGUACCGUGAGCAAUCGAAGCGUCCUCGUUUCUAUGCCCCCGCCUACGUGAGCAACGCUGUGCCCCGCCAGCAGCAGGCCCAGCACCACCUGCACCACCACUACCAUCGCGUGGUGCAGAGCCAGCAGAAGCUGCAGCCCACGCUGAGCUUCAAGGCGCAGCAAUCGCUGCAGAAGUUCAUGCCCAAGGACGUUCAGGUGGCGGUGAAUGUGGCCAUGGCGGCGACGGCGCCCGUGGUGGCACCACCCGCCCUGCGUGGCAGCUCCCGUGUGCGCACCGUGCAGAUAGUGAAGCCACAUGCCACACGAACCUUCAAGGUGCUGGAGCAACUCGAUCAGGCUGGUGUGAAGACGAUCAAGAUUCUGGGAGCGACCAAUGAGCAGCCGCAGGGACGCCAUCAGGUGGUCAAGGUGGUCACCCAGAAUGCGCACAGUGGUGCGGAGAGUCAUGUGCAGACCGUCAAGAUCUAUGACGAUGUGCAGCAGCCACUGCGAUUGCUGCCACAGAGCAAUGCCUACUUGCCACCAGCGCGUCCCAGGGCGCGAAUUGUGCGGCAGGCGUCGAAGCCACUGCGUCUGCAUCCUGUGGCCAGUCUGUAG
Drosophila mauritiana is the source of this 2933-nucleotide messenger RNA. Its product is annotated as histone-lysine N-methyltransferase 2D. The record is from RefSeq and is a predicted model, not a curated record. Bases 30 to 2933 code for a protein of 967 amino acids. Gene Ontology annotation, cellular component: Golgi apparatus. The transcript has 2 exons. NCBI's taxonomy places the organism in Eukaryota, Metazoa, Arthropoda, Insecta, Diptera, Drosophilidae.